UGACCAGUCCGUUAACGACUUAGCUUGAUUCGUUUCCCCAAUCUUUCAGGUCGGUUCGCUAACAUCUCAUAGGUCGUUUCGCUGACGUUCCAGGUCACUACACUAACCACCUAAUUAUAGCAAUACGUGGGAGAAAUUAUUGUUUAUUGAAGCACUUAUCAAGUUUUCAUACAUAGAAAUACUACCCAACAAACGAAGAACAUUUUAUGAAAACAUUUGCGUAAAAAUUAAUGAGUGGAAAUUUGACGAAUGUCAUGUUAAUCUACUAACCUCUUUAAUCUGUUCUAAUCUUCGAAGUCCCUUGUCAUGAAGGCAAAUGCAAAUACGGUGGAUAUUGCGAGCUUGUUAACAACACCGCAACCCGCUGUCGAUGCCCAAGGUGUCACUUUAGAUACAAGCCGGUCUGUGGUACUGACAAAUUGUCUUACAUAAACCACUGCCUUCUUAAGCAGCAUGCCUGUCUUACCCAGACUCAUAUUUCCGUGGCGCAGCACGGUCGUUGUUGUAAGUGCCGUAAUGUUCUUCGGUCAAUAAUUAUGGUAAUUUUAAAAAAUUAUUUUUAGGAAUUCUUUGCAUUGCUUUUAAAGUUUACUGUGAGCCGAAAAGUGUUUACUAAACCUUUUAUCACCAGUAUAAAUACUUUUACCGUAAUCGUGCAACCGCUCAUUUGAAAAUAUUUCAUGUUUGAGUCACCUUAAAACGUCUUCUAUUUUUUCAUAGUGACAAUUAAAAGAAAUUAGUAAUUCAUCAAAUAUUCUUAAUGACUUUUUGUCUCUUUUGUCUUCACCUGUGCCCAUUUUCUCUGUCCUUUGUAAUUCGCUUAUUUCGCUACGCAAUAAAACGCAAGUGAAUGUUUUUCCGCGUUCAUUUAGGGGUCUUACCAUCCUCCAAUCUUCUGUUAUAAUGUUCCAAUUAUUACUACCUCUUCCCAGCGUGUAAUAGCUCCCGCUGCCAACACGGCGCCAAAUGUCUUCUUCUGGAGGAUGGGUCCGAAUCGUGCCAGUGCCCUCUCGGCUGCUCGUUGUCUUACAAACCCGUAUGUGGUACCAAUAAGAAGACUUAUGCUAACCGCUGUGCUCUGGAUCUAGACACGUGUCUAACAAAUGGAACAGUGAUGCUCGCACGUGAAGGAAGAUGUUUCGUGGGUUGCGCUGAUAUCAAGUGCAACUUCUAUUCCACGUGCGUGGAGAGACCUGACGGACAGGCAGCUUGUGUGUGCAAUGAACGAUGUGAUCUGAAAUUAGAUCUUGUCUGUGGAAGCAACGGUAAAACAUACAUCAACGAAUGUCUUCUUCGGGCGGACGCCUGCAAACAGCGAAAGAGCUUUGUUGUGUUGCAGAAAGGAGCUUGUACUCCUUGUGCUCUCCUGAAAUGUGACUUCUAUGCUGAGUGCAAAGCGCAGCUUGACGGCUCUCUGGAAUGUGUCUGUCCUAGACAGUGCCCGCUGUCUUUCGAUCCUGUGUGUGGUUCCAACAGACAGACUUAUCUUAAUAAGUGCACACUUCAAGUAGAAUCUUGUAGAACUCAAACUCGCAUCACUGUGGCCAGACGGGGACAGUGUGGUACGUAGUUACCAGCAUCUGGAAAUUUUGUUUUCCCAACUGGGAAAGAGUUUGUUUUCCUGGAGCAGAUCCAGCCUUUUUUUGAAGAAGGGUUUCACCACUAAGGAGUGACGUCACUGAAGUUUGACCUAACGAACAGACUGGCUUAUGCUUGAAAUUUCAUUGCCAAACUACCAUUUGUACAGGGUUUCACAUAAAUUCUUUAACCUUGUGUCAUGUUUUACUUCAACACUAAUAAACCACAUCUAAUUUUUAAAAUUUUCUUUUGCACAGUACUAGUUAUAUAAAAAAAAACCCGGAAUUUAUUGGGGGGGUGGGGAUGCACACCCCCUGCACCCCUCUCCUAGAUCCGUAUUUGUGUGACAUUCAAGAGCACACCUCUCUUUUGUGAAUAUGCCCUGAAACAGUAAUAUAGAAGCUUUUUUCCUUACUUAAACGCCCCUUUGCAUUUUUCUCGAUGUAUGAUAGAUGGCUUAAAGAAAAUCUAUCUCUCUUGCUUUUUUUACACUCGAGUCUUGAAAGUAA
This is a messenger RNA of Pocillopora damicornis (cauliflower coral), 2087 nucleotides long. RefSeq lists its product as uncharacterized. Gene Ontology annotation, molecular function: protein binding; metalloendopeptidase activity; zinc ion binding. NCBI's taxonomy places the organism in Eukaryota, Metazoa, Cnidaria, Anthozoa, Scleractinia, Pocilloporidae. The record is from RefSeq and is a predicted model, not a curated record.